Pundamilia nyererei is the source of this 789-nucleotide messenger RNA. RefSeq names its product pituitary tumor-transforming gene 1 protein-interacting protein. Lineage: Eukaryota; Metazoa; Chordata; Actinopteri; Cichliformes; Cichlidae. Gene Ontology annotation, biological process: protein import into nucleus. Gene Ontology annotation, cellular component: nucleus; cytoplasm. The coding region runs from base 190 to 735 and encodes 181 amino acids. The record is from RefSeq and is a predicted model, not a curated record. The transcript is spliced from 7 exons.
UCCUCCCGCCCGGGCUGUCUAGAUUACACCAAACAAGGUAACCCUAGACAGCAAGGAAACAGCAGCGGGUUGAAGGCAAAACGGAAACAACAGAGAUUGUCAGGAGUCGUUUGUUGUGGACUAGCUGAUAUUCUGCGUUGUUACACGCAGUUAAGACUCACAGCUGUUUUGUUUCGUGUGUGUUUCGCUAUGCCUUCGUUUGGAGCACUGGGACAUACUCUGUCCACUUCGUUGAUUUUUGCCGUCGCCUUCCUCUGUGUUAGCUUUGUUAGCCAGGGGGAAUGCCAAGCAACUCAAGCGCCACCAACUCCCUGCUCUUCCUAUAAAAACUGUGACACCUGCGUCCCACACGCCAAGUGUCUCUGGUGCUUUACCACAAACAACUGCACAGAGUAUCCAGUGACCUGGUUGCUGCCUCCGGCUAAACUGUGCCCAUUGUCCCAGGCCCGCUGGGGAGUGUGCUGGCUGAACUUUGAAGCCCUGAUCAUCUCCAUGGCUGUGGUGUGUGGAGUCAUUCUCCUCGCCAUUGCCGUCUGUUGCUGCUGCUGCUGCUGCAAGAAGCGCCCUUCAAGGUUUGACAGAGAAGAGGAGAGAUCUGCCAAGAGGAGGGAGGAGAUCAGACAGCGCGCUGAAGAACGGAAGGUGGAGAGAAUGGCACGCCACGAUGAGAUCAGGAGGAAGUAUGGUCUGAUGGGCGACACGGACCACCCGUACAGCAAGUUUGAGAACGAGUAAAGCAGCUGCAACGGAGGACGUCCGCGGGCCGCGGCUCUCACGCCUUUGCGUGGA